AUGAAGAUUAAUACUUAUUUUAAUAAAAUCAAAAUAUUUUUUAAUAAAUAUUAUGGAAUCGCUAUUCUUGUGCUUUCUCAUACAUUGUUUUCAACAGUAAAUGCUAGUGUUAAAAUGCUAUAUCAAAAUUCUGUUCGAUCUUGGAAUUCUUUUCAAAUUAUUCUUAUUAGAAUGAUACCUACUUAUAUUUUGACAAUUAUAUAUUCUAGAUGCGUGGGAACGAUAGAAAAAAGUGCAACUAAUUUAAAUGUAAGAUUUUUUCUUUUUCUUCGUGGAUUUUUUGGGUUUAUAGGGAUUUGUUGUACUUAUUAUUCAAUACACCAUUUAGAUCUUUCAGAUGCUACAGCUCUAUCAUUUUUAAAUCCUAUCUUUAUAAAUUUAUUAGGACAUCCUAUUUUAUAUAGAACUUUUAAUUUUUUUGAUAUUUAUGCAGCAUUAGUUUCUUUUGUUGGCGUAAUGUUUGUUGUAAAGCCAGGUUUUAUUCUAAAUAAUCGCUUUUUUCGAACAUUUCAUAAUAAUCAUUCUGCUUCUGAAAUAAUAUCUUCUGCAAAUUCUAAAGAAAGAGCAUUCACUAUUAUGAUCUCACUAAUUGGGGUUUUAGCGAUAUGCUUUUCUUAUAUAAUUAUUAAAAGUUUGGGCGAUAGUAUAAAUUCGUUGCAACCCAUUUUAUGGUUCUCAUUAAUAUCGUCUAUUGGUUCUAUAUUAUUUCUUAUUUCCUUUAAUAUUCCUUUUCAUUUACCUUUAAAUUUCCUUGAGCUGUUUUUGUUUUUUGUUAUUGGUAUUUCUGGUUUUUUUGCUCAGCUUUUUCUUACAAGGGGAUUACAAAUAGAAAAAAUUGGACGUGCAUCCUCUGUUAUAUAUUUACAGAUCAUAUUUUCUCUUUUUUAUGAUAAAGUUUUAUGGGGGAAAUUUCCUGACAUAUGGAGUUUCUGUGGAAUUGUUUUAAUUCUUAUUGGGACAGCAAUGACUAUAAUUGAUUGCAGUAAAGAAAAUAAAAGUCCAGAUCAUAAACCACGAUAUAUUUAUCUUCAUCAAUUAAAAUCCGAUGAAUUGCUUGAAGAAAAUAUAUAA
Messenger RNA from Pneumocystis murina B123, 1071 nucleotides. RefSeq lists its product as hypothetical. Gene Ontology annotation, cellular component: membrane. The record is from RefSeq and is a predicted model, not a curated record. NCBI's taxonomy places the organism in Eukaryota, Fungi, Ascomycota, Pneumocystomycetes, Pneumocystales, Pneumocystaceae. The coding region runs from base 1 to 1071 and encodes 356 amino acids. The transcript is spliced from 3 exons.